UGUGUACAUGCAUAGAGUACAAGUCUGAAUAUGCCUCUCCAUUGCACGACUUCAACUCCCCAAUGAGUCGCAUUCCAGCAUGGGGAGACCGUGAGUUUGAGUCCCCUUAGGUCAGAUGGGAUGAAGAAGAAGAUAAAGGAGACAUGAGUUAGAGAAUUAAGAGGAGGAAGAAGCUGAAUGAAAAGCAAGACAAAGUGACCUCUCGUGUAAGGCCGUCAUGAGGGCUCAACUUUGCUGCCUGUUGAUUUUGUUGGUCGACUGUCAAGAGCGGAUUACAGGUCCCAUGAGCUUCAUCAGUCCGUACAUAAAACACUAUGAGGGCCUAUCAUACGACAGGGAGGAUCUCCACAGGAAGCACUUGCGAGCCCGCAGAGCUGCACAAUCUCAGCGACACAUACUGGAUCUGGACUUCACUGCUUUUCACAGAACUUUCCGACUGCGUCUGAGACGAGAUGCUGGGACAUUCUCCAGCGACUUUAAGGUGGUCAGCGAGGAUGGAGCCACAGCGGCUGACCUCUCCCACUUAUAUUCAGGGACACUGGAGGGUGAACACGACUCAGCGUGUCAUGGAUCUGUGUUACAGGGUCAAUUUGAAGGAAGCAUACACACAAACAACGUUACUUAUCACGUAGAAGCGGCUCACAGAUACACCGUCACUGACCACCACUCCAUCAUCUAUCGUGAGGAUGACAUGGUCUUACCCACAAGAGGGACUAGACCGGAUUCUGGAUCUUGUGGUUCAGAUCAUCUAAACGCGCUUGCCCAAAGCCUAAAAACUGAUGAUCAGGAGGCGGUAACGAGUCGUGCGAGGAGAAUGGCGGACGAGGCUAAAACUAGCUGCUUGCUGCACCUCACCGCUGACCACCGCUACUUCAACAAGUUUAAGUCUGUAGAGGUUGUUGUGGCUCAGGUGGCCUCCUACAUGCGAGCUGUCAAUGACAUAUACGACAAAGUGGAGUUCGAUGGAAUAAAGCUGAUCAACUUUAAAGUCAAAUCGCUCACUGUAAUGACUGUGGAGAACAAAACAGAUCCUCUGAAUCCUCUCUACAUCGGGCCAGAGAAGCUGCUGAGUCUUUACUCGGAAAAUAACUGGGGCAACUUUUGCCUGUCGUACCUGCUCACCAACCGAGACUACAGCGGAGUGCUGGGACUCGCCUGGGAGGGAAAAGCUGGUAACUGGGGAGGAGUCUGUUCGCAGUACACCAGCCUUCGUAAUGGCCGCCCUUCCACCCUCAACACGGGCCUGGUCACAAUUCAGAACUACGGACAGUUCCUACCUCCUCGGCACGUCCAGUUGACCUUUGCUCACGAACUCGGACACAGUCUCGGAUCGCCGCAUGAUGAAGGCACUAAUUGUGGCAACCUGGGCUCCUCCGGUGGAAAGGGCAAGUACCUGAUGUUUCCCCAAGCCACAGACGAGGUGCAUGAAAACAACGACAAACUGUCCACCUGCAGUGUCGGACAUAUCAGCGAGCUGUUGCGCCUCAAGAAGGACGACUGCUUUGUGGUCAGUGAUCAGCCCAUAUGCGGCAACCAGAUUGUGGAGGAAGGCGAGGACUGUGAUGUGGGUCAUAAUGACACAGACCUCUGCUGCUACAGUGCUAAAGAGCCUGUAGGGGUGCAGUGUUACCUCAAGCCUGGCAAAAUAUGCAGUCCCAGCCAGGGUCUUUGCUGCAGUCAGGACUGCAGCUUAAAGUCAGGGGGUCAAACCUGUGAUGAAGAGACGGAUUGUCAGAAGGAGAGCAUUUGUUCAGGUCUCUCACCUCUGUGCCCUGAUCCGAGCCCCAAGGCAAACCUCACCAUCUGCAGUCAAGGGACUCGUGUCUGCCUGAACGGGGUCUGUGCCGAGUCUGUAUGUGUGAAACAUAACCUGGAACAGUGCGACUGUCCAGGCGAUUCCAAGAAGCAGAAAUGCCACGUGUGCUGCCAGCAGCCCGGCAAACCUGGGACAUGUGCCAGCACCACCUCCUCUGUGUUAUCCCGUCACUUCCAGAGAAAGGCUUUGCCGCUGGUGGGCGGGGCUCCGUGCAUGGGCAACCAAGGCUACUGCGACAAAUUCCACAUUUGCCGAUUGCUUGAUGCAGACGGCCCCAUUGCAAGGCUGAAGAACUCUUUCCUCCAACUUGAUGAAUUUGAAGACCUAGGAGAGUGGAUGAAGGUAAUACGGAAGUGGAACUUUAAAAACGGCAAACAGACGAUAAUGCUGAACAGCGCUUAAAAUGUUAUGAAAAUCUUGUGGCUCACUGGUGGGCCAUUUUGUUGGCUAUCCUGACAAUGUCUGCGGUAAUGGGCUGCACCGUCUGCCUCUGUGGCCAAACUCUGGAUACCAGAAACGUGGAGUGACUCUCCUUGAAGAUGUAUCAAACAAAUUUAAUUUAUUGAACAUUUCAUGUCCCUUUUCCAGUCACUUCCUUGGAGAUGCUGCUUUUGUUACAUUUUUCAGAUACUGAAAUACAGAUGAAAUGUAUUAAAAUGGGCUGUGACAAAUUUA
This is a messenger RNA of Phyllopteryx taeniolatus (common seadragon), 2491 nucleotides long. RefSeq names its product disintegrin and metalloproteinase domain-containing protein 10. Bases 218 to 2218 code for a protein of 666 amino acids. NCBI's taxonomy places the organism in Eukaryota, Metazoa, Chordata, Actinopteri, Syngnathiformes, Syngnathidae. Gene Ontology annotation, cellular component: plasma membrane. The record is from RefSeq and is a predicted model, not a curated record. Gene Ontology annotation, biological process: membrane protein ectodomain proteolysis; Notch signaling pathway. Gene Ontology annotation, molecular function: metalloendopeptidase activity. The transcript has 15 exons.